ACAUUUGUCAGCGGAAGGUCCAGAUAAGCCACGCCCCUUCGUCUAUGAUCGUUCUAUGGAAGAUAUAAUAGAAGAAAAAUAACAAUCUGGAACUAUGGAUCACUACAAUGUUAUAGCAAAUCAGCCAGUUGUAAUCGACAAUGGUUCUGGUGUUAUCAAGGCUGGAUUUGCAGGCGAUCAAGUACCAAAAUGCCACUUUGCAAAUUAUGUUGGUCGACCAAAGCAUGUACGAGUUAUGGCUGGAGCAUUAGAGGGAGAUAUUUUCAUUGGCCCAAGAGCACAGGAACAUAGAGGUCUUUUGAACAUUCGUUACCCAAUGGAGCAUGGUGUUGUUACUGACUGGAAUGACAUGGAAAGAAUAUGGCAGUUUAUUUAUUCAAAAGAUCAAUUACAAACAAGAUCUGAAGAGCAUCCAGUUCUUUUGACAGAAGCGCCAAUAAAUCCGAGACGAAACCGAGAGAAGGCAGCUGAAAUCUUCUUCGAAACCUUCAAUGUUCCUGCAUUGUUCGUCUCUCUUCAAGCAGUUCUAAGUUUGUACUCAACUGGUCGUACAACUGGUGUCGUAUUAGAUGUUGGUGAUGGUGUCUCUCAUGCUGUUCCUAUUUAUGAGGGCUUUGCAAUGCCUCAUUCUAUCAUGAGAACGGAUUUAGCUGGCAGGGAUGUCACACGUUAUUUACGUUUGUUGUUAAGAAGAGAAGGAUUCAAGUUUCAUACAUCUUCAGAAUUGGAAAUAGUUAAACAAAUUAAAGAGCAAGUCUGUUACUUUAUGUUGAAUCCUUACAAAGAGGAGCCAAUGGACACAGAUAAAGCGAGAUUUACUCUCCCUGAUGGCAGUAUACUUGAUCCUGGCUCGUCAAGAUAUCGAGCACCAGAAUUAUUAUUUAGACCUGAUCUUAUUGGAGAGGAAUCAGAGGGGAUACACGAGGUUUUAGCUUUCACCAUUCAGAAGUCAGAUAUGGACCUUAGAAAGACUCUUUAUGGUAACAUUGUACUUUCUGGAGGUUCGACGCUUUUUAAAGGAUUUGGCGACCGCUUAUUAAGCGAAGUUAAAAAGUUGGCUCCGAAGGAUAUUAAAAUUAGAAUUUCAGCGCCUCAGGAAAGGUUAUAUUCAACAUGGAUUGGGGGUUCCAUUCUAGCCUCUUUGGAUACUUUCAAGAAAAUGUGGGUUUCCAAGAAAGAAUGGGAAGAGGAAAACACUCGUGUGCUUCAUAGAAAGACUUUCUAGGAAAUUAUAAUUCUAGGAAUGUAUCAGUCCGCCAUGACGAAACAUUCCUAGUGGCGAAGAAGAUAAGUUAUCGGAUAAUAUAUUUCGCAGCAUACUCUAUCAACUACAAUCUUGCGCAUAACUCUUAACACGAUCCACUUCGCUUCAAACUGGGUGGAAUGUCUUUUGUUAUGUCCAGCAACUUCUGUGCUUUUUAUUGCAAACUUAGAUUGUUAUUUUCAUCAUGACGAGAAACUUUAGAAAUUUGGUUGUAUGUACAUAAUAUGUAUUGUGAUUGGUUAAUGUAUCUUAACACCAAACAAAGAUUACAAUGAUAUUCCAUGU
Dendronephthya gigantea is the source of this 1549-nucleotide messenger RNA. Its product is annotated as alpha-centractin-like. Lineage: Eukaryota; Metazoa; Cnidaria; Anthozoa; Malacalcyonacea; Nephtheidae. Bases 95 to 1225 code for a protein of 376 amino acids. The transcript is spliced from 16 exons. The record is from RefSeq and is a predicted model, not a curated record.